GCUGUGACGUAACUUCCGUCGUGAGAGGCGAAAGCCGGGAGGGCGAGCAAGAGCGAUCAGGCAGCAGGCAGCAGGCAGCUGGCCCCAGGCGGGCGGGCAGACGGCAAAGAGAGGGGGGGGGAGCGAGCGAGCAGUGAGUGAGCCAGCGAGGGCGGCCGCGUCCCCAAAGCAGCCGAGAUUCCUCCCGUCCCUCUGACCCCCUCCCCGGAGCCCACAGCGCCUCCGGUCUCCAGCGGAGCGGACACGGCCCGGCCCGGCCAUGGCCUCGUUGCUGAAGGUGGAUCAGGAAGUGAAGCUCAAGGUUGAUUCUUUCAGGGAGCGGAUCACAAGUGAGGCAGAAGACUUGGUGGCAAAUUUUUUCCCAAAGAAGUUGUUAGAACUUGAUAGUUUUUUGAAGGAACCAAUCCUAAACAUCCAUGACCUAACUCAGAUCCACUCAGAUAUGAAUCUCCCCGUCCCUGACCCCAUUCUUCUCACCAAUAGCCAUGAUGGACUGGACGGUCCCACUUACAAGAAGCGAAGGUUGGAUGAGUGUGAAGAGGCCUUCCAAGGAACCAAGGUGUUUGUGAUGCCCAAUGGGAUGCUAAAAAGCAACCAGCAGCUGGUCGACAUUAUUGAGAAAGUGAAACCUGAGAUCCGGCUGCUGAUUGAGAAAUGCAACACGGUCAAAAUGUGGGUACAGCUCCUGAUUCCUAGGAUAGAAGAUGGGAACAACUUUGGGGUGUCCAUUCAGGAGGAGACAGUUGCAGAAUUAAGGACUGUUGAGAGUGAAGCUGCAUCUUAUCUGGACCAGAUUUCUAGAUAUUAUAUUACAAGAGCCAAAUUGGUUUCUAAAAUAGCUAAAUAUCCCCAUGUGGAGGACUACCGCCGUACCGUGACAGAGAUUGAUGAGAAAGAAUAUAUCAGCCUUCGCCUCAUCAUAUCAGAACUAAGGAAUCAAUAUGUCACUCUACAUGACAUGAUCCUGAAAAAUAUCGAGAAGAUCAAACGGCCCCGGAGCAGCAAUGCAGAGACACUGUACUGAGGCCAGGGCCAGAGCCAGGGGACUCUGUGAGUCUGGCUCAAGACCGACAUUGCCUUGGUUUGUUACAUGACUAUCGUGAUGGGGAAACUGGCUGGAAAUAGUAAUCACACCUCUCUGUUUUUAGUUAGAGUCUAAUGAAACUCUCAUGUAGUUCUGUGA
Hipposideros armiger (great roundleaf bat) is the source of this 1183-nucleotide messenger RNA. RefSeq names its product proteasome activator subunit 3 (gene PSME3). The record is from RefSeq and is a predicted model, not a curated record. Gene Ontology annotation, biological process: regulation of G1/S transition of mitotic cell cycle; regulation of proteasomal protein catabolic process; positive regulation of endopeptidase activity. The coding region runs from base 260 to 1024 and encodes 254 amino acids. The transcript is spliced from 11 exons. Lineage: Eukaryota; Metazoa; Chordata; Mammalia; Chiroptera; Hipposideridae. Gene Ontology annotation, molecular function: endopeptidase activator activity. Gene Ontology annotation, cellular component: proteasome activator complex; nucleoplasm; cytoplasm.